UUUUGUCAUUUACAUUUAUCAGAAGGAUGUCCUGGACUCAGCUAACUGUUUGGUCAUACUCAUGUUGGACAUUAACAUAUCACCGCCGUGUAACUCCCCUAUCUCCGAAUACUCCGUUAUAUAGUCAACACCAACCGUAAAAUCAUCCAUCACAACUCUUAGAAUACAAUAAAAGAAAAUGUCCUUCUCCACCUGCUGCCUCAAAACAUUCAAAUGGAACGGCACACCAACUGGCCAGAUUGGCACCCUCGCCAAUAACCAGGCCUACAUCGCCAGCCCUCCCACAACCAACCCUGCUUCUACCAAAUCCACAACUGCAAUCCUAAUCGUCCACGACCUGCUCGGCUGGACAUUCCCCAACGCCCGCCUCCUCGCAGACCACUACGCCGCCGAAGCAAACGCAACCGUCUACAUACCCGACUUCUUCGGCGGCGAGGUCCUCCCCUUCGAGCCCUUACUAGCCGGCCGGUUCCACGAGGUCGAUCUACCGGGCUUCAAGGAGAGGAAUGCACGGGAGGUCCGCGAGCCGGAGAUUUUCAAGUGCGCUGAGGCAUUGCGCGAGAAAUACGAUGUUGUUGUCGCCGUUGGGUUCUGUUAUGGCGGCUGGGCGGUUUUCAGACUUGGUGCGCAGGAUAUCAACCAGGAUGGAAGGGAAGAGAGGCAGAGACCGCUUGUCGAUGCCAUCACUGCUGCGCACCCGAGUCUUCUAACCAAGGAGGAUAUUGAUGGUGUUGCGGUGCCGGUGCAGAUUCUGGCGCCGGAGCUGGAUCCGAUCUUCACGCCGGAGUUGAAGGGGUAUACCUUUGAGUCGUUGCAGAGGAGAGGGGUGCCUUUUGACUGGCAGCAUUUUCCGGGCGUUGAGCAUGCUUGUAUGACGCGGGGGGAUGAGAGUAAGCCUGGGGAGAGGAGGGCGUUGGAGAGGGGGAAGAAUGCGGUUGUUGCGUGGGUGAAGCAGGUUGAGCAGGAUUAUCAGUAGGAAAGUCAUAUAAA
This is a messenger RNA of Aspergillus versicolor CBS 583.65, 990 nucleotides long. Its product is annotated as dienelactone hydrolase family protein. Gene Ontology annotation, molecular function: hydrolase activity. NCBI's taxonomy places the organism in Eukaryota, Fungi, Ascomycota, Eurotiomycetes, Eurotiales, Aspergillaceae. The record is from RefSeq and is a predicted model, not a curated record. The transcript has a single exon. Bases 179 to 976 code for a protein of 265 amino acids.